AUGGGGACGAGGUUUCGGCUUGGUCCAGUUCUUUGUGGCCAAAGAUAGCCUCCUGAAUCAGCCCAACAGUGUGCUUGGCCUCCUAUUUUACACUCUGCAGAUGGGCCUGGGUCAGUCUGUCAAUAACGUCAUCAGAUUACAGUGCCGUCCUUUAUGUCUGUUAUUCAUUAAGUCAACCAUAUCAACCAUUUUUUUAAUCAAUUAUUUUAAGAUUAAAUUAAUUACCAUUUUAAUCAAUUAAGGAGGUCCGAUUGGCCUUUUAAGUAGUUUUAAGAUUCAUUUUUGUCUGAUUUCCCUACUCAUCUGUUUUCCCAUUGUGUGGCACCACUCCAAGUAAGUUCUGUCAGUUUUUCUUUUUUUCAUUGCAGGAGAAACAGGGGACAAGAUUUAAAUCAAACGCUUUGUAGAAGAAUGUGUACUUGUGAUACACGUUUGUAAAUACAUUUGGCAAUUACACAGUCAAACCACAGGAGGGAGCCACAUGUACAGGGGGGCGAUUGUUGAGAUUUGGUUGGCUUCAUGAUAAGGAGGAUUGAUCUUGUUUGCACAAAAGGAACUUUGUUUCCUUUGAGGAAGGUUGGAACUGAAAAAUAUGUUGAUUAUCUACCACAAAUCAACCAUUUUACUGUCCGUCCCUUCGAUGAAUGACCUGAGAGCCGGUCUGUUAGACAGUGACAUACUAACAGGGUCAUUGGUUUCUGAAGUGUCACGUCUACCUCGUCACAUGUUCCAGUGCUGGCGGUUUCUCGGCUGCAGUUACAGAAGUGUCAAAUUUGUUUUAGAUCGUGUUUGUUUUACCUGGUUGUAAAUUGUUUAGUGAAUUUUCUCCAUCGGAGCUUUAAUUCUCAGAGAAAUUAGGACAGCACAUUGCAAGCUGUGUAGACCUGACAUUACAUUACUGGAUCCAUGUAGUCUUACACAUAAAAUAAAGCAAAAGGAUAGAAGGAACUAAACAAUUCUUAAAAGUCAUGGGGAGUGCCUCAGGGGAGGGGCCUCAUGGCAGGUGACCGGUUAACGGCUUUAAAGGCUGACAAAUCAGAACAGUGCAGUGAUCACAAAAUGUCUUUGAAGAAGUGGAUCUGUGUCUUGAUGGUGACCAGCUUUUUAUGGGCAGAAUCACAUGCUCAGCUUGAUGUGUGUGGCACGACUCCCCUGAUUAACAGGAUAGUUGGAGGUCAAGUCGCUCCAGUUGGAAAGUGGCCCUGGCAGGUCAGCCUGCAGCAAAAUGGCGGCCAUGUUUGUGGUGGUUCCCUUAUCAACAAAGAGUGGGUGAUGUCUGCUGUUCACUGCUUCUCCAGUGUCAGUACAUCUGGAUGGCAGGUUUCUCUUGGGCGUCAGAACCUGCAGGGCAUAAACCCAAAUGGAGUGUCCAGAACUGUGGCCAGUAUCAUUUUGCAUCCUCAAUAUAACCGUAGCACCAGCAACAACGACAUUGCUCUGCUCAGACUCUCCUCACCAGUCCAAUUCACAGACUACAUCAGACCUGUCUGUCUGGCAGCCAGUGACAGUGUGUUUAACACCGGUACUGGUAGCUGGGUCACUGGAUGGGGCGCAGUCCAGGAGGGAGUGCUGUUGCCGGUCCCUGAAGCUCUUCAACAAGUGCAGGUGCCGGUUGUGGGAAACCGACAGUGCAACUGUCUCAAUGACGUUGGUACUGUCACAGACAACAUGAUCUGUGCUGGUGUUCUGGCAGGAGGCAAAGACUCUUGUCAGGGCGACUCAGGAGGUCCAAUGGUGAACAAGAAGGGCUCCGUCUGGGUCCAGUCCGGAAUUGUUAGUUUUGGUACCGGCUGCGCUCGGCCCAAUCUGCUGGGAGUCUACUCCAGAGUGUCCAGGUACCAGUCCUGGAUCGACUCCCACAUCAGCUCUGAUAAGCCGGGCUUUGUCCAGUUCACCUCCAGUGGGCUGGAUGCUGACAGCAGCUACACCUGUCCUGGUCUGCCACCUCCUGUUACACCUGCUAAUACCACCACUAGCACUAGUGGUACUGCAGGAACAAACACAACAACAGAUCAAGCAUCCACAGCAUCAAGUUUAACAUCACCAGUGUGUGGCACAGCUCCAUUGAACAGUCGCGCCGUAGGGGACAGUGGUGUCGUACCUGGGGGGACCUGGCCUUGGAUGGUUCGUCUCCAUAAAAAUGGGGUCUACACUUGUGGAGGAACUUUAAUCACAAGAACAUUUGUUCUCACGUCUGCACAGUGCUUCUCUACCUCCAAUCCAAACGCCAGUGAGUGGAGAGCGUUUCUUGGCAGGAGUCCUGUGAACCUUCCUGGAGAGUUUGCGAUUUCCCUUGGCAUUGUGAACAUCACCGUGAGCAAACUGGCUGGUUCUAAUAUUGGUCUGUUGCAGCUCAUCGAUUCAUUGAGCUACACAAAUAAUAUCCAGCCUGUGUGUAUAGAUGUUGCCGCUUCCAGGACCUUCCCCAUUGGAAGUCAAUGCUGGGUGGCAGGCUGGGAGAAGAGCACAGAUAUAGUUAGCUCCAUCCUUCGAGAUCUCGAAACUCAGGUGGCAAAUUGUGGAAAUGUUUCAGAUUUAGAAAACAUUUGCACUUUUACAAUCAACCUUCAAGAGGAGGAUCAGGGCAGCCCUCUGCUGUGCAAGUCCGACUCAUCCUGGUUUCAGGUGGCAGUCGUAACGAUAACUGGAAAGAAAUCUGUCCGCGCUGAUGUUCAGGUCUUUGCCAAAACUUCAAGAUUUGGGUCCUUCCUAAGGGAGACGGUUGGCGACAUCCCGUCUCCUGCAGCGGCAGCAACAGGGAAUUUAACAGCAGCAACGGUGGAUUUAACGGCAGCAACAGGGAAUGCAGAAGGUUUCUCACCUUUGCUUUUGCUGUCUUACGCUGUGCCCGUGGCCUCAGUGUUUCUCUUAUCGGGACUUUAGGACUUUAAGCGUUUUAAGGUUAUUGCUGUCCUAAACUCUCUUAAAUGCAAUUACAAUGUUCAGGUCAGUUGUCAUGCCCUUCCAAGUCUAUAUUUGUAUAAACUGAUUUUAUUGAAUAUGAAUAAAUUAAAGAGGGAAAUGUGUUUUACUGAAUCGAAUGAAGGACAACUCCUAUAAUGUUUUCUAAAUCCUGUGAUGAAUGUGAUUAUGAUGUAUAAUAAAUAACGAUGAAGCAUAAACUCUGUGACUUACUGCGAUGUAUGAAUUUGAAAUGCAGUAUAUCAAUUUUUACAUUUAAAAA
Molecule: messenger RNA, 3184 nt
Organism: Pungitius pungitius (ninespine stickleback)
Lineage: Eukaryota; Metazoa; Chordata; Actinopteri; Perciformes; Gasterosteidae
Product: transmembrane protease serine 9-like
Exons: 10
Coding region: 997-2883 (628 amino acids)
Biological process (GO): proteolysis
Molecular function (GO): serine-type endopeptidase activity
Source: RefSeq, a predicted model, not a curated record